AUGGCUGACGUACCACCAUCUCUCGCUGACUUGCCUAAAAUUCCUUCGGAAAUUGCAUCUGCUGUUAUGGGCAAAGUGGAACUUAAGAAGGUUUCAACAAAGGAGAAAAAUAUUCUGCCAACAAUGGAAGAUGUAACAAAGGAGCGUCAACAUGCGGCCAUGCUCAGUGGAAUCGAGAACUUCUGUGCCGAUCAACUAAAACAUUCUGAACUGGAGGAAAAAGUAUCGCUACCAAGCAAUGAAGACAUAAUUCAAGAGAAGCAACACAUUGAGCUGACUCAGAAGAUAGAAUCAUUUUCUGUUGAACAGCUUCGUCAUGCUGAGACUGAGGAGAAAAAUGUGCUACCUAGCAAAGAAGGUUAG
This is a messenger RNA of Angiostrongylus costaricensis, 363 nucleotides long. The record is from the annotation of a GenBank genome assembly. NCBI's taxonomy places the organism in Eukaryota, Metazoa, Nematoda, Chromadorea, Rhabditida, Metastrongylidae.